This is a messenger RNA of Megalops cyprinoides (Indo-Pacific tarpon), 3954 nucleotides long. RefSeq names its product protein FAM160A1-like. The record is from RefSeq and is a predicted model, not a curated record. The coding region runs from base 451 to 3405 and encodes 984 amino acids. NCBI's taxonomy places the organism in Eukaryota, Metazoa, Chordata, Actinopteri, Elopiformes, Megalopidae. The transcript has 13 exons.
CGCAACACAGGUUACUGUAAAACUGCGACUCAGCUAAAAUAAACUGGUUGAAAUCCAAAAUUAGAAACAAGAUGAACUUGUUUUAACGAAAACCAUUGGAUUUACAGUGUUUCUCAAGCGGAAUAGACUAUUUUAGAGACUGACGAAGGGACGGAAACAGUUUAAACACCCUGGAAUAUAUUUUUUGGAGCUGCAACUCAUACCGAUACUGUGGUCGACACUAAAGUUUUGGACAUCUACACAGGAUUGGCCCGUCCUGUCGACAACGUGGACCCCUUUUGUGACGGUGUGUCCCGCUGAAUAAGGGAACGCUGUCUGAAGCGGACGAUGGUUCGAGAGAGGUCGCCGGUGCUCACGCAUGCCCCCGUAGCCGCUCCGAGCAGGAGGCAAGAGUGAGGAGUGCCCCCUGUCUACUGCAGUAUGGUGUAGCCCACAAGCAGAGCAGUCAAGAUGAUGGCCUCAGUCCUCGCCGGUGGAAACCGGGACCGGCAGUCUCCCAUCCUGAGAGGGGUGGAUCCAGAGACCUGCAUGAUUGUCUUCAAGAACCACUGGGCCCAGGUGGUGAAGAUCCUGGAGAAGCAUGACCCCCUGCGCAGCGGCGGGGCGGGGCUGGGCGGCGGGGGCAUGGGCCUGCGCUUCGGCCCCAUCCCGGGCGACGAGGCCAGCGCCGUGCAGAACUACGUGGAGCACAUGCUGUUCCUGCUGAUGGAGGAGGGCAGCGGCCAGGCGGGCGCCAUGGGCCCCAUCCUGGAGUUCGUGGUGACGGAGAACGUGAUGGAGAAGCUGUUCGUCUGGAGCCUCCGGCGGGAGUUCACCGACGACAUGAAGGUGGAGCAGCUGAAGAUGUACGAGAUGCUGGUGGGCCAGUCGCGCCAGCCGCUGCUGCACCACAAGCCCGUGCUGCGGCCGCUCAUGAUGCUGCUGAGCUCCUGCUCGGGGGCCGGGGCGCCCGCCGUGGAGGCCGAGCUCGUGCUCCUGCUCAACCAGCUCUGCUCCAUCCUGGCCAAGGACCCCUCUGUGCUGGAGCUCUUCUUCCACACCAGCGAGGACCAGGGCGCCGCCAACUUCCUCAUCUUCUCCCUGCUCAUCCCCUUCAUCCACCGCGAGGGCACCGUGGGCCAGCAGGCCCGGGACGCCCUCCUCUUCAUCAUGUCCCUGUCGGCCGAGAACCAGGUGGUGGCCAAGCACAUCGUGGAGAACACCUACUUCUGCCCGGUGCUGGCGACGGGGCUGAGCGGGCUCUACUCCUCCCUCCCCACGCGGCUGGAGGUGCGCAGCGAGGACUGGCACUGCCUGCAGCGUGACGACUGGCAGCAGGUGCCCACGCUGGUGCAGUUCCUCAACUCGCUGGAGUUCUGCAACGCCGUCAUCCAGGUGGCCCAUCCCUCAAUCAGAAACCAGCUGGUGGGCUACAUCUACAACGGCUUCCUUGUGCCUGUACUGGCCCCAGCUCUGCACAAGCUGACCCUGGAGGAGGUGAUGACCACCACGGCGUACCUGGACCUGUUCCUGCGCAGCGUGACUGACCCCGCCCUGCUGCAGACCUUCCUCAGCUUCAUCCUGCUGCACAAGCACGAGAACGUUUACAUCCUGGACACGCUGGUCAGCCGCAUCAACACCCCCUUCCAGUUGGGCACAGUGUCCCUGGCCCUGUUCCGCACUCUGAUCGGUUUAUACUGUGAGGAUGUGAUGCUGCAGCUCGUCUUGAGGUACCUGAUCCCCUGUAAUCACAUGAUGCUGAGCCAACGGAGGGUGCUCCGAGAGAGGGACUGCUACUCCGCGUCCGCUGCCAAAAUCCUGGCCCUCACCCCCUCUUGCUGCUCCCCCGAGCCCAUCCCGCGGUGGACGGAGCAGCUGGACUGCUUCCUGUGGUCCAAGAACACGGAAGGGCCACACACAGUAAAUAAGGACUCAGAUGGGCUGUUCUCCAGUGAUGACAGCGUGGGAUACACCCGCCUCAGCGGGGCUCAGGUUCCAACGGAUGUCAGUUACCUGCACUACCUUUACGAUGCCCACAACAGCAUCACCAACUGCAUCAAGGCGUGUCGCGUGUGGUCCGCGCCGUACGACGGUGUCAGCCCCCCUCCCGAGCACUACCAGCACAGCUCCUUGGACGAGACGGGGAAGCCGUCCAAGAGGGCCCCGAGGCCCCGCCCACCCUCGGACCUGGGCUCCACGGGGGACCAGGUGAACCAGCUGGACCUGGAGUGGGACGACAGCUACGACGCCGUACUGUCCCCCGAUGACAGCGAGGGCGCCCCCGAGGCCAGGCCCGCCGUCCCCACUGAGCCGCCCAAGCACAUCCAGGAGAUGAGGAAGAAUGCCAUCAUGCUCAUCAAGGGCUCCUACAUUGAGGAGUCGGACUUCCAGGACGACGUCAUGGUCUACAACCUCAUCGCGCAGAAGGACGCCCAGGACGUGGUGGAGCAUGUUUCGCAGAAGGCCCAGAGCGUGGAGCCGGGUCAGAGUCAGCAGCAAGAGGAGCAGAUGGCCCAGGAGCGGCUGGCCCCUCCACUCAGCAACGGACUGAGCUCCCCACAGCACCACCCAGAGGCGGAGGAGCAGAACGACAAGACGUCUGAUCAAAAGGCGCCGCAGGCAGACCACAACUCCAACGCUCGCGUUUCGGCAAGCCAGCCAGGAGAAGACUUUAUGUCCCAGUACAACGAGCUGAUCCGGACUCUGGGGGUGGAUAUAGGCAGCCCGGUGAGAUGGGAGAAGGAGUUCCGAAAGCCCAUCAGUCCCGCGGAGGAGGACGAGGUGGACUUCACCUCCUUUUCUGUUGAGUCGCCAGAGCCGCAGAAGACUCCCUCGCCGUUCGGGUCAAAAAGACACAAUGCGGGCCGGAGUCAGGGUGUACCUUUCACUGGCCCGUUCAUCAGCGUGCUGCUGUCCCGGCUGGAGAACAUGCUGGAGAACUCUCUCCACGUCAACCUGCUGCUGACGGGCAUCCUGGCCCAGCUGGCUGCCUACCCCCAGCCUCUGCUGCGCUCCUACCUGCUCAACACCAACAUGGUGCUCCAGCCCAGCGUGCGCUCACUCUACCAGGUUCUUGCGUCUGUGAAGAACCAGAUCGAGCAGAGGGCCUCUUUGAAGAAGGACUUCCCGGAGCUGGUGAGAGACGCACAGCAGUACCUGCUGGCCAGAGAGGAUGUUCUACGCAGCCGAGAUCUGCUGCUGCUCUCCAAUGGCGGUGAGAAAGGAGACUGGCUUCCCAAUGGACAGGAGGGCAGAGCGCCCAUCAUCCCCAGCAGGAUCAUAAGGAACCUGCCGCCCUAUCCCAAAAUCCCGCCCCAGGCCCGCAACGGGGUGUUCGCCACGGUCCUCUUCGCUGAGCUCCUGAAAGAACUGGCUGCCUUCGCACAGGAACACUCUAUCCUAUCACACAUGCUCCAGGAGGAGUAGAGCUCUGAGCUACGCGCGUCUGCUUCACUCUCUGCAUCUCUGGACAUUGUAACACGCUUCAAGACUGUUGAAGUGUUCUUUUUUUUUCCUAUUCCUGGCACUACUUGAUGACGAAGAUACCUCUUUGGUGGAUAGCAAUCUUUUCUUGUCUGACUUCACAUUUGAUUGGGGUUUUAUUUGAGGUUAAUGCCCCCUUUCUUAAAGCUAUUAUUACCACCCCUCUCCUGCACCGGGGUUCAAUAUUGCCAUUAUUCAGUGCUGUUCUUAAUUCUUUGGGCCCAGAGGGUAUUCUCCUCAUUUUUUGACUCCUUUUACUUUUUUUUACGCACAGCUCCUUACAGCCAAGCCCAAGUGUUGCACCUCAGUUUUGACUAGAGACUUUAAUCUGUGGGUAGUGUGCAUCAAUAUCACAAUCCUGGUGAUCCUAACUAAAAAAGAUUUAACUAUUACACUAGUAGAGUCACUGCUACUAUUAAUGGCAGUGUCACUACAAAACAUAUUGUACCUUUUUUAUAUAAGGUGUUCCCGUUUAUAGGCAUCUCAGUUCAA